CGGUACAGCGCCACGCCGCUUAUCCCCUCGUGCUUCAGCGCGGCCCCGAGUUUCGUGACGCGGGUGUGAUGCCCGUGAGCUGACGAUGUCACCUCGUGAACGCGCAGGCGCAGCAAUGGCCGCUCUAUAUCGGCGAAAUCCUAAUGUCGACGAUUUUGUCGGAUUAAACUGGAGUUGUUGGGUAGAUAGGGUGAAUAUUUUACCAUCUGACGCUGGGUCUAAUGUUGAAGACGGCAGCAAGUGGGGGAGGAACCGAUCUGAGACCAUGACCCUCAGGAAAGAAGAUAUGCACAUAUAUGGCCACUGCCCUGCACACGAUGAUUUUUAUUUGGUGGUGUGCAGCCACUGUGGCCAGGUGGUGAAGCCUGAGGCCUUCGAGAAACACUGUGAGAGGCGUCAUGGACCGCUCACAAAGACGUGCGGCCAGUCAUCUACUGUGGCUCCAGUGCAGCGACCUGUCCCGGGCCGGCCUCCUUCAAACAUUUCCUUCUCUAGAGAGGGGCAGAAGGGUGGCAGACAUCAUGAGGGUGGUGCCCCAUCCUCAGACGCGUUACCUGUCCACCAGCUCUGGCCUAGCAAGGCCCGGAGGGAGGCAGUGAGUUUGCCUUUAGUGGAGAAGUUCCCUCAGGAGAACCCGCACCGCUCUUCGUCCACACCUUGCGUCCCGCACUUGGGACCCCUGCCCUCUGGCCUCUGUUCCUCCUCCACUCUGCCGUCAGAGAGACCCUCUGUGCAGACGUCCACAGCUGGACAGUCUGUCAGUCCCUUGCGGGGAAAGAGAACCUACAGUCGGAUUUAUAAAAACAUAGACAAGAAAGAAUGUGACCUGAACAAACACUGCAGAGUUCUGGAUCCAGAAAGGAAGAAGCUGGGGAGCUGGGAGUUUAUAUGCAAUACUGAUUCCAUCCACCAGCAGCAGAAAGCACUGGGAAGUGCCAAGACUUUUGAUCAGUUGGCAGGGGAGCAGAGAACCGCCCCAGCAGGACGAGAUAUGGAGCAGCUUCUUGUCAAAUUAAAAGACAAAGAGCAACAUUUGGAAACUUUUGAAGAGAAAAUAACAACUCAGGGCAGUAGAUACAACUUCAACAGCAACUGCCACAUCCUCAGGAAGGCCAGGGCUCCACAAGAAAGCUUUCCAGAAGAGGAAGGUGACAGCACUGUAGCAGUGCAGGUACAGCCUCCCUAUCCUUUCAACCAGAGCCUGCUCUCAAGUGAGGAAAGUGAAGACGACGAGCAGGAGGAAGCCCCAGACCUGCCUGCCUCACCCUGGCACCCCAAACCUCUCCGGCUAUGCACUUUUGGAUGCCAUACUUUGGGUUGCAGCAUCUUCACCUUUGACCGCCGUUUGCAUCACCUGCGGUUUGCCCUCAGUGCCAUGUUGGAGCACCAUGUCAGCACGCACUUGUGGAAGAAAAUGCCUCAAGUAUCAUCAGGUCUCAGGUCUUGUCAUGUCACACCACCAACUGUGAGGACUGCAGCUAGACCCUCUCAGUUUACUGGCUCCAUUAGCCUUGAGUCGACCUCACUGGGGCAACUGGAAACCAAAAGCAGUCAGCAAAACUCUCAAAGUACCAAACCGCCUUCUACCACCUCCUCUGCGAGCCUUGGGUGUGGCCAAUGGCGCAACCCCGUUGGACGACCCAGCAAGGCUCAGCCGAAGGAGGUGGCGCUUAUGCAAGAUGCAAGCGCAGCACAGAGAGCUACCAGGCUGCAACACAGCCGUGAGGACAAAUCCUCCAGAUACAUCCGGGAUCCCCCCCUCCAUGAGAAGGGCCAGCCACACAUCCCGUCCUCUCAAGGACCAGCCAGUGGUACCUUCUUACACGGAAAGAAGCCAUGUCCUGCUCCGCCACUAAAGCCCUCAGAGGGACACUUGUCAAGUUUGGAGAAGCGUUCCCCUUUACCUGCAGCAAUAAGCAAUCGCUCCCCCCGCAGCAGUGGGGCGCCCCCGGGAAUUCAGCAGAAGGUGGUGGGUUACGAUCACAAGGGUCGUGGCCAAAAGCGUAAAGACAGCAAUGAGUCACCGCCCCUCAGCUCCUCACUAUCCAGAACUUCCAAGUGUAAGCGGUUGUCCUCUCCUUCCCACUCCAGCCUCCUCACCUGGAAAGGAAAGAACAUUGGGGAUGUGUUUCCCUGGGGCCUGGAGAAAAAAUCCAACUCUUAAAGAGCGGGAAGCCUCUCUUGCUCUACAUGCAAUAGGCUACAGAUCAUCAGGGUUUUUUUGAUGAUGCAGAUCUAGCCCCGUAAGCCUGAAAAGACGUGUGUCGUACGAGUGUCUGAAUGUGCUUCGAGGUAUUUAUGUGUGUUUGUCCACAUUUAUUUAUGUCUUCACAUUUUUAUGCACAGAAAUCAGGAAUAAUUGUUUGUUUGCAUAUUACUGUAUGUAUUUAUUUUUGCAAAAUGUCUACUUUUCUAUAUAACUAAAUGUCUCAGUUAAUUACCUGUGUAAGAGCAUAAACAUACCUCAAAAUACUCACUAUGCUGCUAAAAUGAAAAGUCACUUCAUGGCAAAACAAAUAAAAUACCUUGAAUCCUUA
Xiphias gladius (swordfish) is the source of this 2537-nucleotide messenger RNA. RefSeq names its product ataxin 7-like 2b (gene atxn7l2b). The coding region runs from base 86 to 2164 and encodes 692 amino acids. The record is from RefSeq and is a predicted model, not a curated record. NCBI's taxonomy places the organism in Eukaryota, Metazoa, Chordata, Actinopteri, Istiophoriformes, Xiphiidae. The transcript is spliced from 9 exons.